AUGCCCGGCGUGCUCGCUGUUAUGAUCUUCGCCGCCUCUCUAUUCCUCGCCUCGUUCUGGUCGGUUAACAUGCCGACCGCCGUUAUCUCCGUCCUCGUACGGACCCUUACCUCUGUCCUCGUACAGACCUUCGUCGCUGUCCUCUCCUCUGUCCGCGUACCGACCUCUGUCCCUGCCUUCGGGUACACCACUGCGUCGUCCCUCGCCCUUGCGCGAGGCCUGUCCCUUCCCUCGGGGAACCUAACCAUGUCCCUCGACCCCUCAGCUUAUACCUCGCCCAUGGUUCCUUACAACCCCCUACUUACGGGCGGACCCUCCACACAAACUAGGCAAUCGAAAAAACGCUCUGCUCAAGAUCAGUUCGUGAGGAACUGUAACGGCAGCUACGUAUUUUGGCUAGGUGAUGAACUGGGAUGA
This is a messenger RNA of Morchella sextelata, 417 nucleotides long. RefSeq lists its product as uncharacterized. The transcript has a single exon. The record is from RefSeq and is a predicted model, not a curated record. Lineage: Eukaryota; Fungi; Ascomycota; Pezizomycetes; Pezizales; Morchellaceae. Bases 1 to 417 code for a protein of 138 amino acids.